Molecule: messenger RNA, 1900 nt
Organism: Carcharodon carcharias (great white shark)
Lineage: Eukaryota; Metazoa; Chordata; Chondrichthyes; Lamniformes; Lamnidae
Gene: gcgra
Product: glucagon receptor a
Exons: 14
Coding region: 263-1768 (501 amino acids)
Biological process (GO): adenylate cyclase-activating G protein-coupled receptor signaling pathway; cell surface receptor signaling pathway
Cellular component (GO): plasma membrane
Molecular function (GO): peptide hormone binding; glucagon receptor activity
Source: RefSeq, a predicted model, not a curated record
CCCGUCUCCGGCUGCAGGACUCUCGGCAAACUUCUGGGUUUUCACUUUGAAAGCGGCCACACUGGGAUUAUUGGGAAGAUUAGGCAGAGGGAGAUUCAGACUGACCUGCAGGAGGAAGAUGUUACUGACAGCCUCUCUCGGGGAUACCUGGCUGGACGGAGGCUGUGCUAAAAGCCAUCGUACUCCCGGCCACUCCAUGUGAGCACUGAACCUUGCAGGAGGUCCCAGACGCACCGAUGGUUUUUGGCAGCACCGCAGAGGCAUGUCACAGGCUCGAUUCCUUAUUCUCCUUGUAGCAUUGUCCAUGAAUUUUCAGAGGGCAUCAGUUGAAGUUCUGGAGAACACCGUGGAAAAGUGGCAAAGAUAUUCUGAUGAAUGUUUGAGAAACAUGUCCCGGGCCUCUCAGCCAAAAGGUGUCGUGUGUAACCGGACCUUUGAUAAGUACGCCUGUUGGCCUGAUGGUCUCCCAAAUACGAUUGUGAAUGUUUCCUGUCCCUGGUACUUGCCGUGGUAUAACACAGUGCAGGGUGGCUUUGUGUUCCGGAAGUGUGGGCCUGAUGGCCACUGGGUGAUGGACUCCAUUAAACAGCCCUGGAGGGACAGUAGCCAAUGUAAAGAUGAUCCCAAGGACGACCGUGCUCAGGGGAAGAUUUUGCAUGGCUUCAAGAUUAUGUACACGGUGGGAUAUUCACUGUCCCUAGGAACCCUGGUGUUGGCCUUGGGAAUUCUGGUGGGAUUUGGGAAACUUCACUGUAUGAGGAACUACAUCCACAUGAACCUGUUUGCCUCGUUCAUCCUCCGGGCCAUCUCGAUCCUCAUUAAAGACGCGCUUUUUAAAACACAGUACAAGCAAAUCACGGAGGAUGUUGACAUUAAAGUCUGGUUUAACAAUGAGACUGCAGCAGGAUGCAGAACAGCUCAAGUGCUCAUGCAGUAUUGCAUUGGGGCCAAUUACUACUGGCUGUUGAUCGAAGGGAUUUACUUACACAAUCUGCUGGUGAUUGCAGUCUUCUCUGAAAAGAGCUACUUCAAUAUUUAUUUAUGCAUUGGUUGGGGAGCACCAGUGUUAUUCGUUGUACCUUGGGUGGUCGUCAAGUAUUUAUAUGAAAAUACCGGGUGUUGGACAACAAAUGAAAACAUGGCCUACUGGUGGAUUAUCCGCUCUCCCAUCUUGCUGUCUAUACUGAUCAAUUUCUUCAUUUUUAUCCGAAUUAUUCAUAUCUUAGUUUCCAAACUUCGAGCUCACCAGAUGAGGUACACAGAUUACAAAUUCAGACUGGCUAAGUCUACGCUAACCCUGAUUCCUUUGCUGGGGAUUCACGAGGUGGUGUUUGCCUUUAUCACAGACGAGCAUGCCCAGGGUACACUUCGACAUGUCAAGCUUUUCUUUGAUCUGUUUUUAAAUUCCUUUCAGGGUAUGCUGGUUGCCAUAUUGUACUGUUUCGUCAACAGGGAGGUGCAGUCGGAACUCCUCAAAAAAUGGAAAAGGUGGAAGUUGGGGCAAGACAUUGAAGAAGAGUACAGGCACACAUACAGUCAGCCUCCGCACACAAGGAACGGGAGUGCCAACCUGGAGAAACACAAGCUGGUCAGCAACUAUCACAAUGGGACCGGUGAAUCCAACCAUACUGUGGAACCUGCGCCUCCUUACAAUGAAAAGGUGGAGCCAUCCUCUGAACAAAUAACCCUGAAGGAGAAACUACAUUGCUACGAAUUCCCUGAAGAAACAAACCACAAGACCUUGUGCUUGGUGGAGAGUAAUUGCUAAAAGGGUAGACACACCAUGACCACAUUCACGAGGAGGAUCUGACUGUGAGCCCAAGACAAGACUUUGGAAAUCAUGUCAUUUUUAAUGAAAAGCAGAGAGGAGCUCACCGAUUUUCAUCACGUGGAAUGCUUG